Molecule: messenger RNA, 831 nt
Organism: Drosophila navojoa
Lineage: Eukaryota; Metazoa; Arthropoda; Insecta; Diptera; Drosophilidae
Molecular function (GO): nucleic acid binding; zinc ion binding
Source: RefSeq, a predicted model, not a curated record
ACUUAUCGAAUCGACAACAAAACAAAAUAGGACCAAAUCGUUUUGACAGCUACCCUAAUAUACAUUUUUUCCUAAACUUACCACAAGUCUCUAUCAAAAUUGGCUCCAGACACGAUCUUAGAGAAUAUUAUAUAAGGAUGACUUUAGUGGGUUUGGCAGCCCGCAAGCUGGCUCAAAAGCAAAGAUCUGCAAAGUUGGCCGCUGCAUUCCCAAAUGGCAUACGCUGUCAGAAAUGUCUGAAUUUUGGGCACUGGAGCUACGAGUGUAAGGAAAAGCGAAAGUACGUUCACCGGAGCUCGCGUACCAAGCAGCUAAGCAAACAUUUGGCAGAAAAGGCUGCAACCAACGUGGAAUCAACAUCGACCAACGAGGCCCGUUCUUCAGAUGCCGGCGCUGAAGUGCGCCUGCAUCGGGAGAAACGAACAAAGCGUAAAAGAAAACGCAGCAAUAGCUCUUCAUCGUCGAGUUCGUCUAAUAGCUCAACUAGCAGUUCUAACUCGUCAAAUUCGGAUAGUAGCAGCAGCAGCGAUUCCGAUAGUUCCAGCUCCGACGAAGACGAUGAUGGUAGCUCCUCAGAGGGCGACUCAGGUUCCUCAAGUGACAGCGACAAUGACGACUCCAGCUCUAGCAGCAGUGAUGAUCAAGAAAACUCAUCACCUAAGAAGAAGAAACGCCGGGAUAGCUCAGCUGAAUCGUCCGAUGACGAUGCAUAAGAUGUAUAAACAGUUCUCAAUAUCAAUAUAACUACUACAAUAACUGUAACUGUAAUACGUAUAAUGCAUACAUAGCUUUAGUAGUUUAGUUUACUUUUGAGUGCUUUUACCGGGAAUU